AUGUAUUCGGGGAACAUUAAUGAGUUAUUACAACUUAUCAGAAACAUAUCUCGACCUGCUGGCGAGAAUGCUAUCCACCAGGAGGAAGUGACACCAAUGAACAACGUUAACAUGAAGCGACAUAAGCGCUCAGCUACAGUGAGUGCUUGUGCUAUGCCUUGCUGCACAACUCAAACGACAGCAACAAAGAAAACAAAGAAAGGGAAAGCACAAAAAACAGAUCUUGGUACAUCAAGCCUUGAUAACGCUGGUGUUGAACAAUCCUCUGCAGACCGAUCUUCUGCUCAAAAGAAAAGAUCUUCAAGAAAUGCAAUUGCGCCUACACCCCUUUCUCACAGGCCGAACACAUCACAUAUGGAGGUGGAGGACAGUUCAGAGAGUGACAUGGACUCUGUGUCGAACCAGAGCCCAGUUGAAAUCGAUUCAUCGGAUUCCGACAGCGAUUACAUUGAUCCAAUGGCAGAUAUAUUUAACAAUCACUCACGCCUGGUGACAGGUACAAACACCUUUAGGUUUUCGGAGCCGGUGUCAACACCGAUUUCUUAUUCGGUUUCCAAAUCAAUAGCCAGAAAAAUCAAAUACAACAAAUUCAUAGAUUUUGCUAAUCUCCUACCGACAACAGGUUACCAAACACCCAGUUUCGCACUAACUAUUAACUCUAAGGAUCAACUCAGCUUAGCGCCCUCAAACAAUGCUAAGAAAAUUUAUACCAUUGAUUCCUGGACUUCCGCCUUCUUAAGGUUCGUAGCAAUAUACUCAAGCUACUACCCACAUGAAACUCCCCAACUCAUGAAAUAUGGGGAAAUAGUAAGGGAUUUGGCACACCGUCGUCCAGGCAUGGCCUGGUCAUUCUAUGACAGCCAAUUUCGGAUGUCCAGGGAGCACGCCAUCAUCCCAUGGGAUACUCUACACAUGGAAUUCUGGGUAAUGGCCACUACGCAACCAACCAUGUCAAACUUCUCUAAUGGUCAAUCUAAUCGUCCCUUUCGGGCGGGGUCCGGCAGGUUCCCUCGGAACACCAACUACAAAAGUCAAAGACAAUCCAAGUUCCUUGAUAACACCUGCUGGACAUUCAAUAAAAGAGGUCUCUGUAGAGAACCCAGAUGUCCACAUCCCCAUGUCUGCGGUUUCUGCAGAAAGUCCCACCAUUCCGGUCACUGCUCAUUCCACAGCAAAGAGCAGGCCUCUACCACAACCGGUGCACAAACAAUCGUUCCAACUGGAACCACCUAAUCCCAUCCCAUCAGAAAGAAAUAAGUCGAGUGUUCAAACCCCUAUUCAAAUUCAAAAACUGAGCGAAUAUCUUACAGGUUAUCUUCAUAAAACAUAUUUGAUUAAAGGUUUUUCAGAAGGGUUCAAACUAGGUUAUUUAGGACCUCGAUUACCCUCCUCCUGCUCAAACCAAAUCGUGCUCAGAUUAUCCGGACAUCAUCUGUGACAAGUUACAGGAGGAAAUUCAAGCAAAAAGACUUAAAGGUCCCUUCUGUAUGAGACCAUUUCCAUCUCUGCAAAUUAGUCCUAUUGGUUUGGUUUCCAAAAAGUCCGGAGAUUUUGUUUAAU
Molecule: messenger RNA, 1560 nt
Organism: Ruditapes philippinarum (Manila clam)
Lineage: Eukaryota; Metazoa; Mollusca; Bivalvia; Venerida; Veneridae
Exons: 2
Coding region: 1-1233 (410 amino acids)
Source: RefSeq, a predicted model, not a curated record